AUUGGCACAUGGCGUGCGCUGGCAGAAGUCAAACGGGCGUAUCGUGUUGGCGACGCAGACGACGAUGGAUCUCCCAAACAUGAGGAAGUCCCAGUACUACGACGAGCCUGAGCGGCGUUCAGACAUGCAGCUCCGAAUGACGCCGGUGUACAAUGUGCAGGACAAGACCCACGUGGAAGAACCAUCCUUCACGCACACAAUCCGACACAUUUGGCCGCUCAUCUUUGGAUUGGCCUUCCUGGCAGGAUCGUCGUACGGCGUGGCGACGCUCGUCAAAACAUACGAGGUGGAUCCGACCUACUUGAACAUGACGUUUGCCGAGUUCAGGGAGGAACAAGUGCUUGGUGAACAGUGCAGAGCUGUGGACCACGCCGUGCCGUGGAAGGAGCUCCAACGAAAGAUCCGCGGGUGUCGUCGUUUCGAAUACUAUGACCCGAUGCACAACGACUGCCAAGCGUGCCCCGCCCACCAGCCCACAGACAAGGUCUUUGCCGUGUUUUGGGAAACUCAAAGCAAUUGCCAGCAUCUGGUGGGCAACCCCAAUAUUCGAUUUGUGACCCAUGUGAUGUGGUCGUUCUCUACACUACGAGCCGACGGCAGCGUGGAGCAGAAUCUGCAGUACUGGGAUGACAAGCACAUCAAGAACUGCAUGGCCCAGCUGCGCAUGCGCUGCAUCAAGAGCAUUGUCGCGCUCGGUGGCGCCAACAACCGAGACAUGUUCUAUGGACUCCGCCAACCCGAAAACGUCGAGCGGUUCACGGCAUCUGCUGUGUCAUUGGUCAAAAAGUAUGGCUUUGACGGGAUUGACGUGGAUGACGAGACGGCCAACAUGGUCAUCAACAAGGGCAAGUGGAAGGACUUUCAUGGCCAGACGGUCGUCGACUACUUGACGGCGCUUCGAAAAGGUAGAGGAUUCACAUCGCGGGAAAUAUAUAGAUAUAUUUGUGUACAAUUCAUAGCACUGGACAAAGCACGGGUGCCCGAUGAGCCGAGAUAUAUUUUGUCCUGGGACGAGUUUCCACAGUCAUGGACGCCGUCCGACUGUGAAAUUUACAACAACAACGACGGAUGGCAUCGGUGCUGGGAGCCGCGCAUCACCGACUUGGUGGAUUGGGUCAACAUCAUGUACUACAACAUGUUUGGGUACCCGCAGUUCGGAAAUCCAUUUUACGACCUCAUGGCCAAGCACUUGCCGGAACGGGUGUUGCCUGCAAUCAAAGACCCCAACAAGAUCGUGCUGGGCGCGUGCACUGGUCAAGGGUGUGUGCUGCCGCAGCCGGACGGCCAAGACGUGAUGAAUGCUGGCAACGGGUCUGCGUACUACGGAGGUACGACACAUGCAGACUCGUGUUGUCUCUGAAGUCAAGGGAUUCUGCACAGGCACGAUGCUGUGGAGUGCUACGAUCGACAUUUUGCUGGAGAAUUCGACCAGCCUCCGUCGCAUGGGCCGGGCAGGCAAUUACGGCGUCAAGAUGCCAUUUCGUGCCCCCCAUCCGUAGUUCCUAGAGGCAUACAUGUAGUUGGUAGCAUAAUAAUGUAUGUUGUAUACUACUAGUAGUAGUAUACAACAUCUAAUAUCUCCAAUAGUAGUCUACUACUAUUGGAGAUUCGGAAUGAAUUCCUGGAUCCCGUUUACAAAUCGAUC
Molecule: messenger RNA, 1645 nt
Organism: Aphanomyces astaci
Lineage: Eukaryota; Oomycota; Saprolegniomycetes; Saprolegniales; Verrucalvaceae
Exons: 7
Coding region: 65-1360 (431 amino acids)
Biological process (GO): carbohydrate metabolic process; chitin catabolic process
Cellular component (GO): extracellular region
Molecular function (GO): chitin binding; chitinase activity
Source: RefSeq, a predicted model, not a curated record